AUUAAGACAUUAACCCCUCUAAAGCGCUAAAAAGUAAAUUAGGAUUAGGAAUCUGAAGAAGAAUAGAAUAAUUAAUCCGACAAACAUUACAUGAUUUCAAGAGCUACUCCUGCUCUGCUCUCUAAGUAAGUACAGUGUUCACAACUUCACUACUUCACACUUCACUACUUCACUUGACACCAAAAAGCACAUGCAUUAAAGCACCUUUUUUUUUUUUUUUUUUUUUUUUUUUGGUUGCUCUCCACUUUCACUGUCUUAAUCUCACUCUCUCACUUAGAAAGUCGAAUUUCUCAGAAAAAAAAAUCCAAAAAAAAAAAAAAAAAUGAGAGAAGGAAGAGGUUCGAGCUUGGUGUAUCUACUGGUGGUUGUUCUCUGCUUAGUUGCCUUUACUUUCGCCAUCGCCGCCGAACGCCGCCGCAGCCGUGGUAAUAUAAUUAAGGAUGAAGUCACCAAUACGACAUACUGUGCUUACAGUUCUGAUGUUGCUACUGGAUAUGGAGUAGGGGGAUUUCUGUUUCUUCUUUCAAGUGAAUCAGUGCUUAUGGGUAUGACAAGGUGCAUGUGCUUUGGUAGACCCUUGGCACCUGGUAAUGAACGAGCAUGGGCUAUCAUUUACUUUUUCUCGUCAUGGCUAACAUUUCUGGUUGCGGAGGCAUGUCUACUUGCAGGUGCAACUAAGAAUGCUUACCAUACCAAGUACCGUCAUGUACUCUAUGCACAGAACUUCUCAUGUGAGACUCUGCGCAAAGGUGUUUUUAUUGCGGGAGCUGUAUUUGUGGUUUUCAACAUGGUCUUAAACGUGUACUACUACUUAUACUUUUCCAAAGCUACAAGCUCCCAGACAGCAUCUCACAAGGCAAAUCGCUCCAGUUCUACUGUCGGAAUGACUGGUUACAAAUAGUUAUGCUAUAGAUUUGAAGCGACUAAAAGUCACUUUAAAGAGUUGUGCAUUUCCUCCAUUCUUGAAGUGAAAACUAUAUAGAUCAUUUCGGUGAACGUUGGCAUGUCUAUAAUAUGGGGUAAGAUACAAAUCAGUUUUAGAACUUAGAUAACAAAACUAGUAAUUUUGAGCUUUUUUACUGCUCAUGUUUCUCGUGGUUUUCAUGUUUUUAUUUAUUUUUAUUUUAUUUUUUUUUUUUUGUGAAAAAAGAAUUAAAGGAAAGCAGGGUGAAUGGUUCGAUCA
Molecule: messenger RNA, 1183 nt
Organism: Chenopodium quinoa (quinoa)
Lineage: Eukaryota; Viridiplantae; Streptophyta; Magnoliopsida; Caryophyllales; Amaranthaceae
Exons: 3
Coding region: 323-901 (192 amino acids)
Source: RefSeq, a predicted model, not a curated record